Nasonia vitripennis (jewel wasp) is the source of this 974-nucleotide messenger RNA. Its product is annotated as syntaxin-1A-like. The coding region runs from base 22 to 876 and encodes 284 amino acids. Gene Ontology annotation, cellular component: plasma membrane; synaptic vesicle; presynaptic active zone membrane. NCBI's taxonomy places the organism in Eukaryota, Metazoa, Arthropoda, Insecta, Hymenoptera, Pteromalidae. The transcript is spliced from 8 exons. Gene Ontology annotation, biological process: intracellular protein transport; synaptic vesicle fusion to presynaptic active zone membrane; exocytosis. The record is from RefSeq and is a predicted model, not a curated record. Gene Ontology annotation, molecular function: SNARE binding; SNAP receptor activity.
CAUUGGGCUUUUCUUACACAGAUGCGCAAGAGCAGCUUGACGUCGAGCAACAGUUUUCUCAGGAAUGUGCAAAUACAGAUGAAGCAAAACAAAAAGCUGAACGAACUUCUCGAGGAAGCUGAAGAGACCCGUGGUUUAAUAGAUGUGAUGAUAGAAAAUAUCGUCAUUGUUAAAAAUAUUCAAAGCAAUGUACUAGCGCACACAAAUCAAGAAAUUCAAAAAGAGCUGGAAACACGGACAUACUCUAUCACUCAAUUAGCGCAUAGAAUCUACAAUAAACUAAGAGAAUUAGGAAAAGAUGCUAAUAUCGAAGAUGUCACGUUUAACACGGCUCGAGAAGGACCAGCAUAUAAAAGAAUCAGGGUUCUGCAGUACACAACUAUGUUUAAAUUAUAUUCGGAAACUAUGCAUGAUUAUAAUGAAAAUUUGCUGCGUUACCACGACAAAUGUUCAUCACUUUUGCACCAACAAAGACGUUUAUUAAGACGACAAAUCACCAGUGAAGAAUUAGAAGACAUGCUGGACUCUCAAGAGACUAGUUUGUUUGUUGAUAAUAUUCUAGCGGAAACUAAGCUGGCUCAGCAACAAUUGUCAGAUAUUGAAACAAGGCAUAAUGAGUUACAAAAAUUAGAAAAAUCUAUCGUUGAAGUGCGAGAUAUUUUCCUUGAAAUGGCAUUUUUAGUUGAAAGACAAGGUGAACAGUUGAAUUGUGUAGAAUAUUUUGCAAGUAAGGCCACGGAUGAUGUUGACAGCGGACGUGAUCGACUCAUUAAGGCAAACGAAAAAAGAAACAAACACAGAAUGAGAAAAAUGAAGAUAGCUUUAAUAGUAUGCAUUAUUAUCAUAAUAAUAUUUCUAAUGAUAAUUUGUUCGUAAAGUUCACAUUAUUAAAAUUCGCGAUGCAAUAUAUGUUAAUUUAUAUUUAGUAUUAGUGACUUUAUAUAAAAACAUAAAAGACUUUUUCUUAUAAAAAA